GUUCCAAUAAUCUUCGUGGGGCCUAAUCGGAUGGUUCAAGUUCAACAACAAGUCUUUUCUGAGUCUUGCUUUUUUGUUGUUGGAAGUCUUGAUUCCUUUUAAGAUUUUACUUAAUUUGCAAGUUGUUGCUGAUCAGAAGAGUAAAGCGUAGUGGAGCUUAAUUAUAGGAUUCUGAAGCAGGUUCUUGUAAAAUCAGCUUCUCAGGGAUGCAUCAGCAAAUAUCUCGAUCUGAAGCUUCCAAACGACCACACCCAAGAGUUUUUCAAAGAGGAAAAAAUAAGAGAAGGUACAGGCAAAAAAAGAAGAAUGAGUAUGCAAGGUUAGCUGCGGAAAAUAGAUUCUUCAAAGGAAUAAUUGAGGGGAUGAUUUCCCAAUACUCGAAAGUUCCUGGCAAAAAUUUUCAGAAACAUGAAAAUUAUGUUUCCCACUCAACCGGCCAGAGAAGCUUUUAUACCCAAGUAACUAAUCUUAGCUUAUUGGACCAACAAGGCAUGGUCUUUCAUACAGGGGGAAAUGAUGAUGAGUUCCAUGUUAUGAACGGUUUGGAACUUGAUGAAUUAUUGGAUGAUCUGUUGUCGAAUGAAACGGAAAAAUCUAAGAAUUCUCAGACUUUCAAGAAAAGCAUCUUGACUGAAUUUCUGAAGAAACUUGAUGACGAUGUUGCAAGCAGCAUUGAUUUCCCUGACUUCAUGGUAUGCUUUGAUGGGGAACACAAAAAAAUUGGAAGAUAUAAUUUCCCAUCGUCUUUAGUUUCUACCGUGGAAAGAAUCACCGAUGUCUAUGGUGAUGUUUCUGCAGCAUGUUUAAUGAACUCCAUUGUUGCGGAGAAAAUCUAUCUAUUUUUCUGUGCUACAAUUAAAGAGAUGGAGGAUAUGGAGCUUCAUCAAGUUACAGAGGAAAAAUUGUUAAAAUGGAGGGAUGCCAUUAAGGAUGCUCUUCGCAUCGAUUUCAAAGUCGAUUUUGCUAUGCAUCAUUUGAAAAGAAUUGCUCGUGCUUAUUUUGGCUGCAUGGGAAACCAAGAGCUUCAGAGCAUAGAGUACAAAUUGGAUGCCUUGAACAAGCAGCGUGCGGAGACAUACAAGGAUUUCAAAGACUGUCUGGCUGAUGCAAAAGACUUCUAUGGCAAGUCUGUCAGCACUGGUUUAUUCCCUUGAUCCUUCCAUUGCUCCAGCACCAAGAACUUUCUCCAUUUCUAGCUAUUUUAGGUGUGUUGUUUCUUUAAUUUUGGGCCCUUUUUUUUUUUUUCCCUCUUAUCUGGUUUAUGAAGUUGUCCAUGGGAGAUGGACUAAUUUCUCACAAGGUUCUGAUGUUAAGGAGUUUUCUAGGUUACGGUCGUUACCAGAACAACAGUACGGUUUACUCUCCUUGCCGUACUGUGUUUUAUGUGCCGAGCGUAACAUGUUUAACUCUUUUAACAUUUGAUUAGUUUGGAUACGUGGUGUGAGAGACGACUCUCAUCUGAUUGUUGGUGUCGCUAUAGGAGUUCAUUCAAGAUGGCACGUACAAUAGACUCUCACCACGCAUCCAACAAAGUGGCCUAUUGUCAGAGGUUAAAUUGAAACCUAUUUUUGAACCCUAACUUAAAAACUAAAGUUUUUUAGGUUAAGGGAUCAAGAAUACGUUUUGAUCUGAUCUCCAACAGCUACAUUCAUCUUUGUGUAAAAGUACAAUGGUUUGCUUGUAUUGCAUGUUUGGGUAUUUGCUAUUCCAACUUGACCUCUAUCGUAUGUAAUAACAAUGGCCUUGGAGUUUGCAGACAAAGUAUGAAUUUGAUCUUCUAUAUUAAUUAUUAAAUCCAAGAUUUUCAUGCAUGCUAUUCCAAUUACAUUUUUAUCCUUCGUUGGAGAUAAUCUUUUAUCAUUCUAUACUAUUUUGUCAUCCAUUUGCUGGAUUGAGCUCCUUUUCUAUUUUUUGGGUCAACUAUUUUUUAAUAUUUUCAUUAUCACCAUUUAUACGUGUAUGUUAGAUUCAAAUUGAAAUUAUGAAAGUCAUACCAACGAUGAUUUAAGACAUAUUGAAAGGUAAUGAACAAAAUAUAAUGAAGUGAUCGGAAGGGAGAGGAUAAUUGAAGGCAAAAUAG
Messenger RNA from Durio zibethinus, 2080 nucleotides. RefSeq lists its product as uncharacterized. NCBI's taxonomy places the organism in Eukaryota, Viridiplantae, Streptophyta, Magnoliopsida, Malvales, Malvaceae. The record is from RefSeq and is a predicted model, not a curated record.